CGACACUCCGGAAGUGAUUGGCGAAGGGGUAGAGAAAGAGAAAGGGGGAGAGAAGGAGAGAGGGAGAGAGAGAAAGAGAGAGAACCCUUACCCUGAGUAACGAUUAGAUACACUCCGAAUCCUCAAUUUGAAGUUCUGUAACGGGGUCGCCGUAGGGGGGCACCCACGGAUAUCCAGAUAUUACAACGAAAACAGAAUCAACGCAGACGCGAGCCAUACUUGAUCGUCGCGAUAAGUGCGUUGUUUCGAUAAACCUGUUCCCUCGUGUUUACAAUCUUUCUUCGUGGAACUAAUCAAUGUUAUGAUUUCAAAUCCUCCUAAGCGGUUGUGAAACAUCGAUAGCGAUCCCUCGCAUUUCUAAUCAGCUCGGUUAAAAGGAUCGUCGUGGCGUACGUGAGAGUCCAGUUUAUGUAGAUAUACUUUAUCGUGUCUCGUUGCGUGUUACUUUAAAAUUGUCGUUCCCUGUUACUGAAAAUGGCGAAUUACACGAAUCGCCAGUAUUCCUACGGCAACUCCGUAUAUCCAUGCACAGAUGACAAGAAGUGAACUUUCCAACAAUUCUGAUGCGGAAGAACUUUAUUGAGGCCAACUAACAAAACAAUUUCAUACCGUCAAAGAUGGAUGCAACAAUUGAGAGAGAGUGUAGUGCUUUGGGUGGCCUCUUUCAACAGAUUAUUACCGAUAUGAAGAAUGGAGCACCAUUAUGGGAAGAUUUAAUCUCUAAAGCAACGAAAUUACAUUCCUGCUUAAGAGCUGCUAUUUUAGCUGUUUCAGCGUAUCUUGAAACUUUUCAAAAAAUUGCUGAUGCUGCAACUAAUGCAAGAGGCGCAACAAAAGAAAUUGGGACUGCUUUAACUCGGAUAUGUCUUAGACAUAAAGCUGUAGAGACACGUAUGAAAUCCUUUACCAGUGCUAUUAUGGAUUGCUUGGUCUUGCCACUCCAAGAGAAAUUAGAAGAUUGGAAAAAAUCUUUAAUAAAUUUAGAUAAAGAACAUGCCAAAGAAUAUAAGAAAGCAAGAGCAGAACUGAAGAAGCGAUCUACAGAUACAUUACGAUUACAAAAGAAAAAGGCACGUAAAGGACAGCAUUUACAUGGGCAAGGACAACCACAAAGUCAUGGAACUUUGACAGGUGAUGUUGAAUUUAAUCGAAUGCUAGAAUCUUCUGCUGCAGUUGUCCAAGAAAAACGCCUAAGUUUAGAAGAAACAGAAAGAAGAGCCGUUCGCGCAGCUCUGCUCGAAGAAAGAGGGAGAUUUUGUCUUCUUGCCAGAUUUUUAAAACCAGUGCUUGAUGAGGAAAUUGCGAUGCUAAUGGAACUGACACACCUUCAAGAAGUUUCCGAUCAGUUACAACGACAUGCUGCCUCCCCACAUCAUUUACCACCUGCAUCAGAACAAGUGAUAACAGAUAUAAAAGGUUGCGACGUUACACAAUGGUCACUAGCUACGCCUCCUUCCAGUCCUUCUCUGUCUCUCGGAUCGAGGAAAAGUUCAAUGUGUUCAAUCAGUUCUUUAACUAGUAGUAGCAGUGGUUCUUGCAAAAGUCAUCCCAGCCCAUCUGGACAUCCUUGGCAUAGAUCACUUUCUCAGUCUGUCGGUGUCAGGCCCUCCAGCAUCAGUGGUAUGAUGACGCUGCGCCACUUGGCAAACGGUAGUUCCCGUGACUCUGGCUUCACUUCACAGGAUACAUUAUAUACACAACCAAUUUCUGAACAUCAGGUAUCAAAUGUGUCUUCUCAAAAUAAUCAAAAUACUGGUUGUACAACAACAAGACCUGUAACCACUGCUACUUGGCCUGACUUACAGGAAACAUCAGUUCAAUACGAUAGGCAAAAUCAGAACUCGAUCAACGAACGGCCGCAUACAAUUUCUUCCGCUUAUGAGAAAGGCCAUCAAAGACCAGCUCUCAGCGUUUACACAUUCCAAGCUCCAGACAAUAGCGGUUGUUGUCAUAGUCAACCAGCUUCUCCAGUCUCUUCUUCCUCGUCGUGUUCUUCCUCAAAUCAACAAGCAUCUAGAGUACAAUUACGUAGGAAUAAUGGUAGUAAUCGUCCUCCUAUACCGAACAGGUGUUCUAGUUUAGAACGACCGACAGUUCCGUUAAAGAAUGAGCCUCCCGGAAGCCCUCGAGGUAAACCCAAAUUACCGCUUCCAGCCCAUUUAGCAAAAGAAUUAGCAACUCACCAGCUUCAGCAACCGAUGUACGUGAACAUGCAUGAAUUAGCAAAUUUAGCAGCAAGUCGUGCUCAAGAAAUGCAGCUACCUUUGCCUCCACCUCCUGCGUCGUUAACUGUGUCGGGGACUGAAAAGAUUGAAGUGACAGAAAAGGACGGUGGAAGCCAAACGUCAGAGUCUAGCGCGGAAUCUAGCAGUGGCUAUGGAAGUCAGACUACUAUACCGCAUUCUCAUUCGCUUCAGAAUCAAAAUGAGAAUGCUUGGAAUGUACCUGGUGCUGCGUCUACCUUAAUGGUUCGCAGAGGAUCGAUACAACAAGCAAACAAACCUCCUCCGCCUACAAGACGCACAUCUACAAUCAUAACUGCUACAUUCAGCAAUCCUGUAUCAGGUUCUAGCGAUGAACGUACUGACAAUGUUUGCGAUGAAGCUGAAAAUCUUCCGCCACCGCCAGCAUUCUUAUUAGAAGGUUCUUCGCCUACUGCCAGUCCUACUCCUCAGCGGUCCGUCUCUGUGUCAGAAACAGUAAGGACUCUUACAGAACUGCGUCAUACUCCUGCCAGUCCUUCUCUUUUACGGAAGGCUACGAAUCAGACACAGUCUCAUAACAAUCAGACUGGCGCGUUACAACACAAUACCGUAUUACAAGUUACUCGGUCUUCUGUCGAACGUUCGUGUGCAGCGAUUCGUUCGACAUCCCAAGAACGUGGAUCGGUCACUACGCAAAUGAGUACGAUCAGCGCGGGUGUAAAUAUUCAAGGUCAAGGUCCAGGAGGAGUGGGUCAGAGCUUUAUGGCAGUACUUAGCGCUAAACUUAUUAACAGUACAACAGGUAAUAAUGCUACGGGCGGCAAUAACUCUAAUAGCAGUCCUAAAUCUUCAAGGAAGCACUCUAUUGAUCAGCAAAUAACGAAAAACACUAAAACGCCAAGCGGUUUUCUUGAAACUUUAAAUGCUAAAUUGGCGCAACAACAACAAAAUAUACAAGGGAAUAUGUCAAGUAAAUCGGCAAGCGUGAGACGUAUUAUGGGUAAUCGCGUACCUAUUAUGGAUCCGUUGCAAGUUAGAGAUUCUCUCAUGGAUCAAAUACGGAGGGGGACUUCUUUGAGAAAAACCAGCGGACCCAUUAAUGAUCGUUCGGCACCUAAAAUCUACUGAAGACUAUAAUGCUAAUGUUCACGUGAGUUCCUCUAUUAUCUCUGAUGCAUUUAAGUUGUAUUAACGAUUACUAUAGCAAUCGCUGGUCAUCGAAUACGAUAAACGUAUAUUUAUGUCGUCAAACAAAAUGACGUUUGUCACUUGUUGGUCGUUCAUGUACAUUCAUGAAUGUACAUUUGAUAAUCGGAAUCAAUAUAGAUUGACUUUUUUUGCACUUAAAGCGCAUUAACAUCGAAAGUAACAGAGCAAAGUGAAUUGUUUUACGUGACUUCUUUGAUACCGUCACUGAUUUCAUUCAAAAUUGCGUAGAAGAGGCACGCUCUAUAUUAAAUCCAUCCUUAACAUACAAUAUUUUAGUGCGUAUCAUAGUAUAUAAAUUAAAUCAGAGCGAGAAUAACAUGUCUCAUCUUAAUUAUUCGAUUAGAGCUUGAUCUUAUUGUACUGUAGAAUUUGGAUAAUUAAUAAGAUUCAAGUAAUAUAUAUAUAAUAUAAUAUAAUAUAUAUUAUACAUUAUAUUAUAAUAUGUAUGUAUAUUUAAAAUGUAUCAAAGUAGCAUGUACUAAUAUAUAUAUUAUUUCAACUCCACUUAGUUCGAGUUGAUGUAUAAUUAUACUAAUGCCUGAUGCCUGCCCGAACUGCGGUAAGCCCGACUGAUUUAAUAUCAUAAUAAUGAUUUAAUACUUUAUAUUUUAAUAAUUAUAAAAACGAAAAAAAACGAAAAGAGAAACAAAAUCCACAUAUAAUUUAAUAUAGAGCUCGUGUCUUGAUAUGUCGUUAUCUUGCGUAUAGUUAUUAUUAAUUUUGUUUCCUGCAUUACCUGUCUUUCAUUUUCAUAUGAAGCGCACAAUCACAUUUGUCUCUAUUUCAAACUGCCUUUAUUUUGUCGUAUAUUCCUUGUAAACAAUUUUCAGUAGUGUCUCUUCGAAGUAACACUAUUGCAUUUGGUAUAACAGAAUUAAACAUAAAUACUAAUGACCAUUACUGCCCAGGUGGAACGUAGUUUUAGAAUUUGUCUUUGCGUUGGUCACGUUAUUUGAUGGACAUGCAUUUAUUUUAAUGUUCGUUUACUGACGUAAUGGUGUAUGACAUUGUAAUAUUUCAGUUUAUUAGUACAGUAUUUCUCCUGUAAUCUCGCGUUCCUGCGUCUCCUUUAUCGUCUUCUCAUUUCAUUAUCAUUUUCAAGGAGUAAUUGCGAUGAACUAUUGUAAGUCAAUGGCGAGUUGUUUCGUUUGAAACCUUGAGCGUUUUGUUAGAUCUUUCAAAUUUCACAAACACACGAUUAAAAUGCUC
Molecule: messenger RNA, 4622 nt
Organism: Nomia melanderi (Alkali bee)
Lineage: Eukaryota; Metazoa; Arthropoda; Insecta; Hymenoptera; Halictidae
Biological process (GO): actin crosslink formation; plasma membrane organization; positive regulation of actin filament polymerization
Cellular component (GO): cytoplasmic side of plasma membrane; cytosol; nucleoplasm
Molecular function (GO): actin binding; phospholipid binding
Source: RefSeq, a predicted model, not a curated record